Beta vulgaris subsp. vulgaris (sugar beet) is the source of this 438-nucleotide messenger RNA. RefSeq lists its product as uncharacterized. Gene Ontology annotation, molecular function: nucleic acid binding. The record is from RefSeq and is a predicted model, not a curated record. The transcript has a single exon. Lineage: Eukaryota; Viridiplantae; Streptophyta; Magnoliopsida; Caryophyllales; Amaranthaceae. Bases 1 to 438 code for a protein of 145 amino acids. Gene Ontology annotation, biological process: DNA integration.
AUGCCUCAGUCUAUUGUCUUUGACAAUGGACCACAGUUUGAAACACCUAAGCUCCGAGAAUGGCUGGCCGACCAGGAUAUUAAAGCUCACUUUGCGGCCAUUGCCCAUCCUCAGGCAAAUGGGCAGGUCGAAGCUUUCAACAAAAUUCUCUCAAGUGGCAUAAAAAAGAAACUAGACAAUGCCAAGGGAUUAUGGGUAGAAGAGUUGCAGCUGAUUCUUUGGUCAAUUAGAACAACGGCUAAAAUCUCAACUGGGGAAACUCCAUUUAUGCUCGUCUAUGGCUUAGAAUCCGUCCUCCCCAUUGAAAUAGAAGAGCCAACCCUGCGAGUCAUGCUUUAUACAGAAGACGCUAACUGGGCUGCUCUUCGCAUAACUUUGGAUCAGGUUCCUGAAGUUAGGGGCAAUGCUCUAUUGAGAAUGCAGCUGUAUAAGCUAUGA